AAGCCUGUCAGGGGCCGUCCAGCCCUGCAGCUAAAAGUGCUAAAAUUGUAAGCGCAUGUUUUGAGGCGCAAUGGGCAGCGCCCUCUUCUCCGCAGCCAAGUCGGUCUGUUUUUCUCCUUUCUCACCUCACUUUCAACCACCCUCUCCCUCUCCCAACACAUCAUCAUCACCACCACCAUCGCCAUGGCCAAAUGCUACGAUCGAUACGGCAACGAGGACAUCACUCGCUACCCCUGCUCACAGGACGAAGACCCCGCCCAAUGCUGCGGCGUCGGCGAGCUCUGCGCCAGUAACGGGCUCUGCGUCCGCCUGGAGGACGACAGCGACCCGACCUACUGGCAAAACACCUGUUCAGUCUCCGACUGGAUCGACGGCGAUGUUGAUUCGUGUCCGACACAGUGUGCUGAAAUUCGAAACGGCGGCAACGGCGUCCACGCAUGCGGCAGCGAACUGUUCUGCUGCUACGGCUUCACCGGCUGCGACUGCAACAACUCGACCCAAGUCUUCUCCCUCGACCCCGUCCGCAUCGUCGCGACCGUCACCGAGCCCUCCUCCACAUCGACGUCUAUAACAUCAACUUCAACAUCCACAACGAGCACAACAACCACGACGUCCCCGUCCUCAACACCAACCGACUCCCCCGACAGCGGAAGCAGCGACUCGAACAGCAAUCUGGGCGUCGGACUCGGUGUCGGGUUAGGGGUUGGUAUCCCCCUCGUCGUCGGCGCACUCGUCGGAUUCUGGUUCCUCCGUCGGCGGAGACAACGGACGAAAGAUCUGGGCGAGGGAGCUGCGGCUGCCGGUGCGGGUGCUGGAUUCGGUGCGGCGGGACCCAUGGCGGCCGUUGGGAACCAGCAGGAGGCCUUUGCCCCGACAGUGCAGGAUAAGAACCAUCUGCAGGCUGUGCCUGUACGGCCGCAGGAGUUGCCGGCCAAUAAUGGGCCGCAUGGGAUCUCGGAGCUUCAUUAGGUGUGGUGGUGGAGCGCUGAGGUAAAAUAGGGAGUGGGUGGGGUGAGGGAUGAGGACUGUAUAUACCAAUUUCCAUUUCUACAUUAAUGUUUCCACUUUGUAAUGUUUGGCUUUUUCUGAAUGAUAUGAGCGAUGGUACAUCAUCUUGUCCAAUCCCGGGUGUGCGUACGGAGUACUUGAGUAUAACCCUGCGUAGCCGAGUGCGCGACACGGAUAGUUUAGGAUGCUGUCUUGGAUUCAACAUAUGUACCGUUAAUGCAUAGGCUAGUAAGGCCUGUAUCGACUCGUGAUGUCUCCAGGCGUGGAACUUGGUCUUGAUCGGAGGACUCGAAAAAAAAUACGAGGGGUAGAGGAAAUAUAUAUCUCCAUAGCGAUCCACACUUCACUCAAGC
Aspergillus calidoustus is the source of this 1361-nucleotide messenger RNA. Lineage: Eukaryota; Fungi; Ascomycota; Eurotiomycetes; Eurotiales; Aspergillaceae. The record is from the annotation of a GenBank genome assembly.